AUGGUUCUUUCAUUUACUUCGCUUGGAGGAAAAGUUGAAAGAUCUGUGAAGAAAGGUGUUGGUCCAGAUAUGUUUCAGUUGCACGGAGAAAAUUACCAUCUACUUGGGAGUUUGAGACCACCAGAAGGUAUGACAGCCAAAUUUGGACAGCUAUACAUAACUGACACUGAAAAUGAAAUGAAAAACAGAGCCAAUUGUUUGAGCAAGAGUAGCAUGAGUGUAAAAGUAAAAAAAGCUGAUACUUUGAAGGAAGAAAUCAUUGAGGUUUUGAUGAAGAUGUUGAAUGAAGUGAAUCCCUAUGUUAAGCAGUUUAGGUCUGCCAGAGAACGAUUUGAUACAAAUCCUGAAGAUGCAUUUCACAUGAGGAUUAUUAGUGAUAGGCUCACUGAUGGAAGAACCUAUAACGCACCUAUGGCAUCUAAAGUGGCUGCAUUAAUUCCUGCACUCCAGUAUCCUCUACUGUUCACAUAUGGAGAAGAUGGUUUCAGGCUUGGGAUUAAGAAAGGUGUUACUGAAGCUACCAAGAAACAGAAGAAAGCUACAAUUAGUAUGAGGCAAUUCUUUGCAUUUCGUCUUCACGAACGCAAGAAUGAGUCGGGACAUCUCCUUCAUGCUCGACGUCUAUUUCAACAGAUUUUGGUUGAUGCCUACACCACUAUAGAGUCUAAUCGUCUACGCUAUCUUAAGUUGAAUCAGUCGUCUUUGCGAUCUGACAGUUUUGACUCUAUUAAAGAGUCUGAAAAUGCUGGGAGGACUAAUAUGAAUGAACAAGGGACAGAAUUUGUGUUGCCAGCUUCUUUCACUGGUGGUCCUAGAUACAUGAAGAACAAUUAUUUGGAUGCUAUGACCAUUUGUAAGCAUUUCGGAUUUCCUGACCUUUUCAUCACCUUUACGUGCAAUCCUAAAUGGCCAGAGCUCACCAGAUUCCUUAAGACAAGAAACUUGAAGCCAGAAGACAGACCAGAAGUUAUUUGUCGGAUUUUCAAAAUGAAACUUGAAUUGUUGAUGGAUGAUUUAACUAAAAAGCACAUUCUUGGGAAGACAGUCUCAUCUAUGUACACAGUAGAGUUUCAGAAACGUGGUCUACCUCAUGCACACAUUCUUCUGUUCAUGCAUUCUGACUACAAGCUUCCCACCACAGAUGACAUAGACAAGAUUAUUUCUGCGGAAAUCCCUGAUAAAUCAACAGAGCCUAAUCUUUAUGAAGUUGUUAAAGACAUGAUGAUGCAUGGACCAUGUGGAGCUGCGAAUAUGAAUUCUCCAUGCAUUGAGAAUGGAUUGUGUUCUAAGGGAUAUCCAAAACCAUAUGCUGAAAGGACUACCGUUAAUAAAGAUGGGUUUCCUGUAUAUAGAAGGCGUGAACAAGUGGAAAAUUAUGUCGAGAAGAGUGGUGUGAAAUGUGAUAAUCAAUGGGUUAUUCCUUACAAUAAGGAACUCUCUCUUCGUUACCGAGCUCACAUAAAUGUUGAAUGGUGCAACCAAGCCGGCUCAAUUAAAUACUUAUUUAAGUAUAUUAAUAAAGGUCAAGAUCGUGUCACUGUGGCUGUGGAACCUCCUGACCAUGUUGUUACAAACCAAUUGGGAAGUCUUGAUGGAAGUGUGGAGAAAAUAAAAGACGAAUUCAAAGAUUUUUUUGACUGCAGAUAUGUUUCUGCCUGUGAAGUCGAGAAGCUUAGUUUUCAUCUUCCUGGAAAACAACAUGUUAUAUUCAGAGGUAAAGAUAAGAUGGAAGCCGUGGUUAGUCGUAAGCUCAUUGAGAAUACAAUGUUCUUAGCAUGGUUUGAGUUGUGUAAGAUCGAUUCACUUGCGAAAACCCUCACAUAUGCGCAAAUACCGAACUUCUUUACUUACGAUAAGAAGUUGAAGAAAUUCAAAAGAAGGAAAAGAGGAUUUAGUCUUGGCAGCAUUAACUAUGCUCCACGUAAACAAGAAGAUUCAUAUUAUCUCCGCGUGUUGUUGAACAUUGUAAGAGGUCCUACCAGUUAUGAGGAUAUAAAGACAUUUGAAGGUGUUCUUUACGAGAGUUACAAAGAAGCAUGUUGUGCACGUGGCUUAUUAGACGAUGAUCACGAGUAUAUUGAUGAUUUGUUGAAGAGAAGUUAUGAUAGCUCUGCAAGUGAUUUACGACAGUGUUUUGCUAUGAUGCUUAAUAAUGAUAGUUUAGCAUCACCAGAGAAUGUUUGGGAACACACGUGGGAGUGUCUGUCGGAGGAUAUUGAAUAUAACCGGAGAAUAUAUUUCAAAAGACCAGGACUUGUGUUGAGUGAUGAGGAGAAGCAAAACUAUGCUUUACAAGAGAUUGAAAAGCUUUUGAGACACAACGGGGAUUCACUUGAGAGAUUUACUAAUAUGCCAAAGGUUCCAAAAUCAAGUAUUAACGAUUCAAAUGUUCUUAUACUGGAUGAGCGUAGCUAUUCGCGCGAAGUGUUGUUGGAAAUCCUUGAGAGAGAUGUUCCAAAGAUGACAGAUGAACAAAGGAGAAUAUUUGAUGAGAUUCUUGAUGCUGUGACUAAAGGAACAGGAGGGAGUUUUUUUGUUUAUGGAUUUGGUGGAACUGGUAAAACUUUCCUUUGGAAAUUACUAUCAGCAGCUAUUAGAUCUAAAGGCGAUAUUGUUCUUAAUGUUGCAUCGAGUGGAAUUGCUUCGUUGUUGUUACCUGGUGGUAGGACAGCUCAUUCUAGAUUUGGGAUACCUCUAAAUCCUGAUGAGUUUUCAUCAUGUGUGCUUGCUCAUGGAACAAAUCAAGCUAAUCUAGUAAAAGAAGCAUCGCUCAUUAUAUGGGAUGAAGCACCUAUGAUGAACAAGCAUUGUUUUGAAGCAUUGGAUAGAAGUCUGACUGAUAUUGUUGGGAAACACAGAAACAAACCUUUUGGUGGAAAAGUUAUUGUUUUUGGAGAGGCAAAUGAUCUUAAGGACUUCUCAGAUUGGAUAUUAAAAGUGGGUGAAGGCAAACUCGCAGAGCCUAAUGAUGGCGAAGCUGAGAUUGAAAUCCCUCAAGAGUUUUUGAUUACCAACUCUGAAGAUCCUAUAGACGCUAUCAGCAAAGCCGUGUAUGGAGAAGAAAAGAUAUAUACCAGCGCAGAUAGUAUUGAUCCAAUUGACAAAAUUUCAUUCAAUGAUGAAGCUCUAAGUCCUGAUUUUCUCAACAAAAUAAAGGUUUCUGGUUUGCCAAACCAUAGUCUUAGGCUCAAGGUCGGAUGUCCUGUUAUGGUUUUAAGAAACAUAAAUCCUGCAGCUGAGUUAAUGAAUGGAACAAGACUACAGAUCACUCAACUUAUGGAUUUUAUGGUUAAAGCUAAGAUCAUUACUGGAGAGAAGGUCGGAAAUACAGUAUAUAUUCCUAGAUUAUUGAUCACUCCAUCAGACACAAGAUUUCCUUUUAAAAUGCGUAGAAGGCAAUUGCCUUUGGCUGUGGCUUUCGCAAUAACUAUUAACAAAAGUCAAGGGCAAUCACUAUCUGAAGUUGGUUUAUUUCUACCAAGACCUGUGUUUUCACAUGGACAGCUAUAUGUGGCUGUUUCAAGGGUCACAUCAAAGAAAGGACUGAAAAUUCUGAUUGUCGACAAAGAUGGUAAAGCUAAACAGAAAACUACUAAUGUUGUUUUCAAAGAGGUUUUUAAUAACCUUGAAGAGUCUGAGUGA
This is a messenger RNA of Brassica napus (rape), 3642 nucleotides long. RefSeq lists its product as uncharacterized. NCBI's taxonomy places the organism in Eukaryota, Viridiplantae, Streptophyta, Magnoliopsida, Brassicales, Brassicaceae. Gene Ontology annotation, biological process: telomere maintenance; DNA repair. The coding region runs from base 1 to 3642 and encodes 1213 amino acids. Gene Ontology annotation, molecular function: DNA helicase activity. The transcript is spliced from 9 exons. The record is from RefSeq and is a predicted model, not a curated record.